Molecule: messenger RNA, 2439 nt
Organism: Cucurbita pepo subsp. pepo (vegetable marrow)
Lineage: Eukaryota; Viridiplantae; Streptophyta; Magnoliopsida; Cucurbitales; Cucurbitaceae
Source: RefSeq, a predicted model, not a curated record
CUCUCUGUUUCUCUUACUCCUGUCUCUUUCGAUUCAUUUUGCAGGUCUUUGUUGCGCCAACGCAAAAAACUUGCUCACUGUGGAUGCUAUUUUUGUUUAACACCGAAACCCCUUCGUAAACCUUCCAACUUCAUCUGCCUAUGCUGUUGUUAUGCCCUCCCAUUGGCCGUAAACCAGUUUCAUCCUCCGCUCGCCUCCUCUCUGCAACUUCUCUCCGCCUUUUCUCAUCAGCUGUACACCCAACAGCAGCGGAGACACAAGCUUCCUCGUCGCCCGCUACUCUAGCUUCAAUGGCGGUGCAGCACCCCAAAGAUGACGACUACCUCAGUUCCGUCAUUCCUAAGCGUGUUCAGCUUUUCCAGUCGAUACAGGCAAAGCUACUUGCUGACCGGUGUUCUCUUCCUUCUGAUCCAAUCGAGAUAUCCUUACCGGAUGGGACGGUGAAGGAGGGUAAGAAAUGGCAAACAGCGCCAAUAGAUGUUGCUAGAGAAAUCUCGAAAAGUUUGGCUGCGAACGCUUUGAUUGCGCAAGUUGAUGGAGUUCUAUGGGACAUGAGCAGGCCGCUUGAAGAUGAUUGUGAGCUUAAGCUGUUCACCUUCGAAAGUGAUGAAGGGCGCGACACUUUUUGGCAUUCUAGCGCUCAUAUACUUGGACAGUCGCUUGAGAUGGAGUAUGGUUGCAAGCUUUGCAUUGGACCCUGUACCACUAGAGGAGAGGGAUUCUAUUACGAUGCUUUUUAUGAUGAUUUAUGCUUGAAUGAUGAUCACUUCAAGCAAAUUGAGUCUGGUGCACUGAAGGCUGUAUCGGAGAGACAACCUUUUGAGCGCAUUGAAGUUUCAAGGCAACAAGCUCUUGAAAUGUUUUCUGACAAUAAAUUCAAGGUUGAAAUCAUCAGUGAUUUGCCAGAAGACAAAACUAUCACUGUUUAUAGAUGCGGUCCCUUGGUUGAUUUAUGUCGUGGUCCACAUAUACCAAAUACAUCAUUUGUGAAGGCAUUUGCUUGUCUGAAGGCAUCAUCAGCCUAUUGGAGGGGAAGUAAAGAUCGUGAAAGCUUGCAAAGAGUUUAUGGGAUAUCUUAUCCUGAUCAAAAACGUUUAAAGGAAUACAUCAAUCUGCUUGAAGAGGCAAAGAAGUACGAUCAUAGAUUAUUGGGUACAAAGCAGGAGCUUUUCUUUUGUCAUCCACUUAGCCCUGGAAGUUGGUUCUUCCUUCCUCAUGGGACUCGGAUCUACAACAAACUGAUGGAGUUUAUGCGAGCUCAAUAUAAGGAUCGAGGUUAUGAAGAGGUUGUGUCACCAAACAUGUACAAUAUGCAACUAUGGGAAACUUCUGGUCACGCUGAAAAUUAUAAGGAGAAUAUGUUCUUGUUUGAGAUUGAAAAGCAGGAAUUUGGAUUAAAACCAAUGAAUUGUCCUGGCCACUGUUUGAUGUUUCAGCAUAGAGUCCGUUCCUAUAGGGAACUUCCUCUCCGGUUAGCUGAUUUUGGGGUGUUGCAUCGUAAUGAGGCUAGUGGGGCACUGACUGGGUUAACUCGUGUGAGAAGAUUUCAGCAGGAUGAUGCUCAUAUCUUCUGCAGGGAGUCCCAGAUAAAAGAUGAAGUAAGGGGAGUCCUAGAGUUCAUCCAAUAUGCUUAUAACAUUUUUGGGUUCACAUUUGAGCUGAAGCUAUCAACGAUCAAUGAAGGAGAUGGUGCAUUUUAUGGACCGAAGAUAGAUAUUAGCGUAUCCGAUGCAUUGAAAAGAAAGUUUCAAUGUGCAACCCUUCAGUUGGACUUCCAGCUUCCUUCUCGCUUUGAUUUAUAUUACUCAGCAGAGGAUGAGGCCAAAAGGGAACGCCCUGUUAUGAUUCAUAGAGCAAUCUUGGGGUCCGUUGAGAGAAUGUUUGCUAUAUUGUUGGAGCACUACAAAGGGAAGUGGCCCUUUUGGCUUAGUCCGCGUCAAGCAAUUGUUUGCCCUGUGUCAGAGAAAUCUCAAUCCUAUGCACUGAAGGUGCGUGAUGCAAUUCAUCAUGCUGGUUAUUAUGUUGAUGUGGAUACAACAGACCGAAAGAUUCAGAAGAAGGUGCGAGAAGCACAACUGGCUCAGUAUAACUACAUAUUAGUCGUUGGCGAGGAGGAGGCUAACACUGAACAGGUGAGUGUACGGGUGAGAGAUAAGAGCGACCAUUCAGUGAUGAGUAUUGAGAACCUGCUCAAACACUUUAAGGAAGAAGUUGCAGCUUUCCAUUAGAGACUUGGCCUUUGAAAAUAAAAAUAAGGAAGGUUGGAAUGCCUCUCACCUUCAUUUACAACUCGAUUGUUGUUUGGCUCCCCCUCGUUACCAAAAAUAAAUCACCCUUUGUCUUAGAUUUUCUUUACUCAGUUUCAAUUGUGUGAUACAUAUGUACAUAAAAUAAGCCUUUAAACUCGUUGUGCAAUCAAAUUCAAUACUUUUUACUAAA